GUCAAGAAGUGCUCCUGCGGAACCUUUUUGAGAUGAGACGUGAUUUCAGUCGGACGAAUAUCCACAGCGCCCCAAUAAACAUGGCUGACAUUCCAAGUGAUGCGCCACAGCACUGCCCCGGGACGGCCAGUGAGCAGGCAGGGAAGACGUCAGCAUGUCAGGGUUGUCCCAACCAGAACCUCUGUUCCUCUGGAGCCACUAAAGCACCAGACCCAGCUAUAGAGGAGAUAGCAGAGAAGAUGUUAACAGUGAAACAUAAGAUCUUGGUCCUGUCAGGGAAAGGAGGAGUAGGGAAGAGCACCUUCAGCGCACAUCUGGCCCACGCACUGGCUAGUGACCCCACUAAAGAGGUAGCCCUUCAACAUCUCUCUCCCUCUA
Molecule: messenger RNA, 378 nt
Organism: Oncorhynchus gorbuscha (pink salmon)
Lineage: Eukaryota; Metazoa; Chordata; Actinopteri; Salmoniformes; Salmonidae
Product: cytosolic Fe-S cluster assembly factor nubp1-like
Exons: 3
Biological process (GO): iron-sulfur cluster assembly
Cellular component (GO): cytosol
Molecular function (GO): iron-sulfur cluster binding; ATP-dependent FeS chaperone activity; ATP binding
Source: RefSeq, a predicted model, not a curated record